Molecule: messenger RNA, 2165 nt
Organism: Linum trigynum
Lineage: Eukaryota; Viridiplantae; Streptophyta; Magnoliopsida; Malpighiales; Linaceae
Source: the annotation of a GenBank genome assembly
CGCUACCUGGCCAUAUACCAAUCCGGCGAACUCCCUGCGCAGGUCAUCGGCCGACAAGUCGGUGGAGUGAAGUUGGCCAGGUAGUCGACGUCUAGGUAGAUUUGGGUGGCCAGAUAGUCGUGGUAGGUGUUCCCUGGACGUCGGAGACGACGAAUAGGCUGAUCUUUGGCAGCGAUUGGCGGUCGGAGGAGGUGUUCUGUUUGAAGGUCUGCUAGGAGAAGUCAGAUGCAGCGGACAAGGUGUGUGUGGUGAAAUUGAGGCCGAUUUGGGUGUCGAAGAGGAUCCCCCUUUGGUUAUGGGAGAUGGGAUGGUGCAAUGUAGGGGAUCGAUUUGCAGCUGGUAGGCAUCGACAGAUCGAUUUGGAGCUCCGGCUGUUGAGAGAGAGAGAGGAAAUGAAGGGAGAAUCCGGAAUGCAUCGACUCCUCAUUAGACCCCUAACUUGAAGAAUCCUAGGAGGAGACUAAUGACCGCCUUCUCAAGGACAUGGCCUCUGCAAUCUCCUAUGGGCAAUAAACUCAUCUCCAUCCACGAAAAGCCUUCUCUUUUCCUUUCUCCAGUUUGCUAAACUUUUGAUUAAGGGUUUUGUUUCAAUUGAUUUAAGAGAACAAUUACUCUGAAAAAUUAGGGAUUUUUUAUAUCGAGUUAGAAAUUGAUGCGCAACGGUGUGAUUCCAAAGGGGAAAUGUCUAUCGUAGGAAGCUUGGUGACGACGGUGGAAGGAGGCGUUGAUUCAUCGAUUUUGCUGCUCUUACUAUUUGUCUUCUUGUUGCAUGUAGCCUCCGGAGGGAGCUUGGUGACGACGACAGUGAGUGGAGGCAGCUAGUUGCUUCCAUUUUCUCUCCUUCUAUUUCUGUUGUUUUUCCAUCUAAUUAUAAUAAGAAAAUAGACAUGUCCACUUUGUAUUGUUUUUUAUAAAAAAAAAGCCACGUCAUUGAAAAAAAGUUAGUCUAGUAAGCCACUUGAACAUUUGCGUUAAAGUUAUGGACGGAGUGACUAUUUUAGUGUAUUUUUCAAAAAUUGACUAUUACUGUCACAACGCGAAUAAUUACGACUGUGAAAGUGUAUUUUGCCUAAAAAAAUUGGUUAUUAGUUAAUAAAUACCAUCCGAAGUAGGAUGAUCGCUGCUGUAGAAGAUCUAUGCUCUCUCAUAAGACCUAGGAUUCGGGCGGAUUAACGUUAAUCUCCCAAUUCCUUUGCCACCCAGGUUGAUGAAAUUGAGUCCCGAGGGAACUUCACAUCGUGGUAAUCAUUUGAUUUUUGAAUCCUAUAUUUGGGCACUAGGGUUCCAAAUCCUCGAUCCUCAUCUGUUCAAAAAUUUCGCGCGAAAACAUGGAUCCCGAAGGGCAGCGAGGAAGCUCCGCGAAUCCAUCUGCGAUGCUCAGUUCCCUUGUCAGCAAGAGAGCCAAGCUUCACGAGGAGCUACGCAGCAUCGAAAGACAGCUUUAUGACAUGGAGACCAGCUACUUACAGGAUCCGAGCCAGUGUGGCAAUGUAUUGAAAGGUUUCGAGGGAUUCCUAUCUUCAUCUAAGAACACUGCACUCUUGAAGCGGUCUAAGAAGUUUCAGCCUGAAGAUCGACUAUUCUCAUUAUCCUCAGUUACCUCACCUGCAGCUGAGGAGCAAGCGGUUGGACGAGAUGAUGGCAAAUCAGACUUUGGUCCUGGUCGGUCUAGGGGUGGAGGCAUAUAUGCAAAUGGGCAAGGAAAACCAAAGAGGGGAAGAGGCACACCAAGAGAUGCCAAGAGAAUCAGAGCUGCAGCGGACCCUGACUUUGACUAUGAUGAUGAUCCUGAUUUGAUGUGAAGAAAUCAGCUUUUGUCAUCUGCACCAGCAAAAGCAUGAACUCCGUCUUUGCAAGACCGUGAAAGAGGAGUCCUUAGGAGUGUUCCCUGACGCAGAAGCAAAAGAACAAUCUUUCGUUCUGUAAGCAAUUUGUGCUUCUCUUGCCGAUUGAUGAAGCUUUGUUUUAUCUGUGGGAUGGAAUUGGAUCGUACUUGUAUUUUACUCCUUACCAAGCCUCUUUUUGAUGUCUGUGCCCAACCUUGAUGUAUGUCCAAGCUUUAUAUGUCUUUUCAAUAUCAUGAGUCACGAUCUCAUCUUUAGACCCUUCAGAAUGCCUUAUAAAAAGGCUUGAACAUAGACAUCCAAUAAAGGCUAAGUUCAAAU